AUGUCAAUCAAGCUUUUAGAACACAAGAUGAACUUCCAGUAUGUCUUCUUGGGGCAUAUUCCUGUUUUGUUCCUGAUAAACUAUGUUAAUGCAGCAAAGACAACAUCCAGUGUCAAUUUACGUACUUUCAUUGGCUGUGCGGUGAGAGAGUUCACUUUUUUGGCAAAGAAACCUGGAUGCAAGGGAAUGAGGAUUACAACAGAUGCCUGUUGGGGGCGUUGUGAAACAUGGGAGAAACCUGUUUUGGAACCACCUUACAUUGAAGCACACCACCGUGUCUGCACCUACAAUGAGACAAAACUAAUCACAGUCAAGCUACCACACUGUUCACCUGAUGUUGACCCCUUUUACACGUACCCCAUGGCAAUAAGAUGUGACUGCGGUGUGUGUUCUACAGCUAAUACAGAGUGUGAAACACUUUAGCUUCUACAAAUGUUUCUGAAUGAGGGAAAGCACUGUUAAAUGUAUUCAUCCAGUUGAAUGUCUCUAUAUCUGUUAUUAAUACCCAGUCAGCAAAACAUAAAAACGUUAUAUUGUAGUAGAUAGUUUAGUACAGCAUGGUCAAGAUGCCUGCCAAGCUUUAUUUGGAAGUAUGAGGUUUCCACAGCUCAGAUUUGGCAUGAUAUGCUUGAACUGAAUUAUUCCAGGUAACUGGUUCUCAGAUUCACAUUAAGCCUCCUUAAAACCAAGUAUAUGGGGCCCCUUCAUGCAAAUGGCAUACUAUACAGAAGGACACCAGCAUCACUCUUCUCAAAACAUGUUUGGAAUAAACAAGAUUUGGAUUAGCACAAUAUUUUUUCACUAAUGAUUUGCAGACAAAUACACACAUUUACAGGCAAUUAUCCUUUUACAUUUAGCCUAAUUCCAUAUGAAUUAAUAUCACAUCAUUAACAAAUUAAGUAUAGUGCAUUUAAAACUUGUUUGUGCCUCUACUUAAAAAAUCCCUGGUCUUCCUGGUUGACUGAUCUUACCAUCUAAAAAAAUGUAUCUGCACUCUGUCUACUGAGUGGUCGAUGCAAAAAAAAAAGU
Protopterus annectens (West African lungfish) is the source of this 1029-nucleotide messenger RNA. RefSeq names its product glycoprotein hormone subunit beta 5 (gene GPHB5). Gene Ontology annotation, biological process: G protein-coupled receptor signaling pathway; regulation of thyroid hormone receptor signaling pathway. Gene Ontology annotation, cellular component: extracellular region; cytoplasm. The coding region runs from base 1 to 423 and encodes 140 amino acids. NCBI's taxonomy places the organism in Eukaryota, Metazoa, Chordata, Ceratodontiformes, Protopteridae. The record is from RefSeq and is a predicted model, not a curated record. The transcript is spliced from 3 exons. Gene Ontology annotation, molecular function: hormone activity.